This is a messenger RNA of Bathycoccus prasinos, 2940 nucleotides long. RefSeq lists its product with no specific name. The record is from RefSeq and is a predicted model, not a curated record. Lineage: Eukaryota; Viridiplantae; Chlorophyta; Mamiellophyceae; Mamiellales; Bathycoccaceae. The transcript has a single exon. The coding region runs from base 1 to 2940 and encodes 979 amino acids.
AUGCCAUCGACGAACUUUUACUCCGAAGAGGACGACGACGACGAAAAAGAAGAAGAAGAGUAUCAUUGGGAACCCAAUCGCGACUACGCGUUGGUAUCCUCCUCCUCUUCCUUUUCCCUCAACAACGAGAGGAAAAGAAACGACGAAAAGAGAAGGGAAAGCGCGUUGUUUACGAUUCAAAGGCUCUGUAGAGAGAAAGUUGUUAGCGGGGAAAAAAGAUCAACUGGAAAUUCGAGGAAUAACAACAACAACAACAACUCGCGGAUACGACGACAACAGAAGAACGCGCACGGGCUUCUGCUGAAUACGAAGAACACCGCUCGCGUCAUCAAAGGAGGGAGGAAAGGAAGCGUCGACAGAGAUGCGGCGAAAAGAGGCGUUUUUGAAAACUACCGAUUCGAUUGUGAUGAUGAGGUGGAGGAGGAGGAAGAGGAGGCGUGGGGUGUGUCCGUAGGGAGGAAGAAGAACGAGCGCGACGAGCACUCGGGGGAAAGUUUUUUACUAGGAAAGAGGAGGAUGAAGACGACGAGGAGGACACGUUUGGAUGAGAAUGAUGAUGCGUGCGAGCGCCGCUAUUUGAUCAUCACGGAUGAUGAUGACGACGAUGUGAAUGGAACAGAUACGUGCAAAUGUUCGACGACGCGGAGAAGAGAAAGAAGCGGAUACGAAGAGCAGUUUCGAGUGACGCAUCGUUUGCUUCGCGCGGAUUGCCAUCCGGAAGAUUUGCUCGGGAGCGAUCGCGCGGUUGACGCGCAAAUUGCAAACGCGGUUGGAUGGAUUGAAGAGGAAAAUAGGAAAUGUGAUAGUGGUAGCGAUAAGGGAGUAAUAGCGCAACUCGGUCGAGGAAGCGUUUUGUUUACGUGGCAACAAUACGAGAACAUGCACGUGCGCGCGUCAGAGGGCGGCGACGAGCUGCUCGCAGGAAACAGAUUUUGUUUGGGAGAGAUGGACGAUGAUGAAAACGAAGACGGUGAGAGCGAUAACGAAGCGAACAGAGGCGGCAAUCGAUUUAGUUUGUUAAAUAAAACGAUGAGUUAUUGCGCGUCGUACUGGGACGCGGCGUCGGAAGAGCUCGUCUCGUCGCACGCGCACGCUCUUGGUAGCGAUAGUGCAACUUCUGGAGAAUCAUUCAGAAGUGGAAGUCGUCGUCGUCGCAGAGUGCGCACGCAAACGGCGAGUCCCUGGCCGAAUACGUCUGUCGCGCCGUACGUCGCAGUCGUAGGAGAGAAGAUUUUUCUCCGAAUGUUUGACUACAACAAUAAAAAGGAAGCUAAUUUAUAUCGAAACAAUAAAGUGAUCAAAUCUGUUCGCAUGUACGGGCAGUUUGGCUCCGUGGUCGCGCACCAGAAAGACUUCAUACUCGAAGGGAGUAUUUGUAAAUUUCCGAAAGAUUGUUUCGACGAUCAUCUGCGCUCGAUGGAUUCCUCUUCGAGUGCGCCGAAGAUAUCGAAUUUGUUUUUCCAGCUCGAGUUUGAAGACGAAGACGGUUUACAAUUAUUCUCGGCGCCUAAACCGUGCUUGUUGUGUAUGGAAAAGGAAAGUGCCGAGCAGUUUCAGGCUUUCCUCAUGGAGCCUACGAUGUUCGGAAAGAAAUUCAAGAACAAAAUCGAUCGAUUGUGCUCGAGAUGCAGCUUCGUGAAGGACGUCGGCACGGUGUUCACGUUAUGGCACACUGGACUUUUGUAUGGAGAUCUCGGUGGUCAUCCGCUUUUGGCAGUAGUCACGCAGUGUUCGAGCGACCCGACCUUUGCGCGCAUGUGUCCGACUAUCUUGAUAGAACUGCAGGCGAUUCAAAUAGAUGUCGUGUGCUGGUCUAUGGAAGUGAAAAAAAUCCCGGACGACACCGGCGAAGAGAAAGGACAAGACUCGUAUUUCGGGAAAAAUACGGAAUGGUAUGCGUCUAUAACGAACGUUAUGCUCGUCGAUCCAACGUGGUCGAGUUAUCCCCAACUUUGCGGGAAGAUAUUGUUGAUACCUUUUGUUAUUCCUGUAAAGUUCAUGGGAAACGUCCUCUUCAUAAUUUUCGGCGAACGCUAUGGUUGUGCUUUGGUGCCGCAGCAGUUAUCGGAGCGGAACGAACGAAAAGCUAUUCGUGCUGUGGGUCCAUCGACAGGUGCUUUCAAAGAUGAUAUGGAAGCGUUUGAGCUCUAUCGCGGCUACGUGAAUGCGCUCGUACUCGACAAAUGUCGUUUUAGAUCUUUGAGUAUUUACUUAGUGCUCAACUUGCUGUUUGGCAUGAAGUACGCGUCGCAGUUUUCGAGCGAAAUCGUUUCCCCGAGGGGAAUCUGGGUAAGGAUUGGUGUUCCCAUCGCCUUUAUUAGCGUCAUUUUGGGCGUUCACAUAGUGCACUUGUUCUUUAAACGUGAUAUUUCAAUAUUCGGUUAUUGGAGUGGACGUAAACAGGAUCUUUUUGACCGGUACAAAAGAGCGGGCAUAAUUUCGAUCAUGAUCUUGUCGACAGUGUGUGGCGCGCACGGAUCUAUAAUGCGAUACCAACGCGCUUCGGUUGAAAAGUUUUGCUCUUUGAGACCACCACAAUACGACUACGAUACUAAUGGCAAUGGAGUGUUGCGAUACGACUGUAACGACAUGCUAAGGGUACUGUUCCGGCAAGAGUGCUUACUCUUGUUGUUAUGCUUCUUAGGUUCAUCCAUUCACUCCUCGUACCCCAGACGCGGGUUCAUGUUUCCUGUGUCGGCAUGUAUAUCGGGUUUCUUGGCGUUUUUACCGCCGCAGUUUAGUACUUUUAUGGACCCGCCGGAAGAGGUGAACGUGGAGACCUUAUUCAAUUUGUACGGCAUCGUUGCAAUUCUUUGUAUGAUAAUCUCGAUAAUAACUGCGCUGAACAUACAAGCACACUUCAAGAGGCAAACCUUGGAUUGGUUUCUCGGCAGUUAUUUGUACCAAACGAUGAGGAGCAGAAGAGGAAAAGAAGCUUGA